Messenger RNA from Tachysurus fulvidraco (yellow catfish), 2709 nucleotides. RefSeq names its product nicotinate phosphoribosyltransferase (gene naprt). Gene Ontology annotation, molecular function: nicotinate phosphoribosyltransferase activity. Lineage: Eukaryota; Metazoa; Chordata; Actinopteri; Siluriformes; Bagridae. The record is from RefSeq and is a predicted model, not a curated record. The coding region runs from base 125 to 1756 and encodes 543 amino acids. The transcript has 13 exons. Gene Ontology annotation, biological process: NAD+ biosynthetic process.
AAAUGUAGAAGUGGAUUUAAGACACAUGGAUUUGCAGAAUGCUCACAGAGUACACUGUGUGCUUGUGGACUACGUUUCCGGUCGUAGGCGUGGAAUAAGUUAGUAAGGACUUCGUCAAGCGAACAUGGCGACAGUGACGGGUGAGACAUGCGCCACCCGGGAGACCUCUGUGCGCCACAGAGUGCCACCGCUGCUCACGGAUUUGUACCAAUUCACUAUGGCAUAUGCCUACUGGAGAGCUGGUAGGCACAAUGAACAUGCCGUGUUCGAGCUGUUUUUUCGAGAUAAUCCGUUCAACGGCGGGUUCUCACUUUUUGCAGGACUGAGCGACUGUGUGCAAUUUCUGCGCGACUUUUGUUUCACACCUGAAGAUGUGGAGUACUUGCGCACUGUGUUACCCUCAAAUACACACCCUGAUUUCUUCACCUACCUGAAAGCGUUAGAUGCAUCUGGCGUGUCUGUCAGUGCCGUAGCUGAGGGCACCGUCGUUUUUGCCCAAGUUCCACUUUUGGAGGUGUCUGGCCCACUGGCUGUUGUUCAGCUGCUGGAAACCAGCCUUCUCUGUUUGGUCAACUAUGCCAGUCUCGUGUGCACAAAUGCUGCACGGUUUCGUCUUGCUGCAGGUCCCAAGCUGCGACUUAUGGAGAUGGGUCUGAGGAGAGCUCAGGGACCUGAUGGAGGCCUAACCGCUUCUCACUACACAUAUAUUGGAGGUUUUGACUUAACAAGUAAUGCUCUGGCUGGGCGUCUCUACGGAAUUCCAGUGGCAGGCACCAUUGCACAUUCUUAUGUCACAUCAUUCACCUCUCUUGAGGAGGUGUGUCCAAAGACACUGAUGCCCUUGAGAGGCGGUGAUCCCAUUGAGCUUGUCCCACUGGUAAAGGACUGGUUAGGACGUGUAUGUCAGUUACUGGGAGCUAAUCCUCAGCAGGUGCGUGAGGGAGAGCUUGCUGCUUUUCUCUCCUAUGCCAUUGCUUAUCCUUGCAACUUCCUCCCUGUGAUAGACAGCUACAGUGUCAGCAGCGGCUUACCGAGUUUCUGUGCUGUUGCCCUGGUGCUCUGUGAGCUCCAGUAUCAGCCUCUGGGUGUAAGGCUAGAUAGUGGAGAUCUCUGUAGUCAAUCUCUGGAAGUGCGUAAUGUUUUCAGACAGUGCAGCAAGCACUUCUCAGUUACAGCAUUUGAGUCACUCAUCAUCGUUGGUACGAACAGCGUGUCUGCAAAAAGCCUUUCCGAGCUCAAGAAGAGAGAUAAUGAGAUUGAUGUAGUGGGAGUCGGAACCCACCUCGUUACAUGCACUAUGCAACCCUCACUCGGUUGUGUAUAUAAGUUGGUAGAGGUUGGAGGUCGGCCUAGGAUGAAGUUGAGUGAAGACCCAGAGAAAAGCACACUGCCAGGCAAAAAGGCGAUCUACAGACUGCUGGACACUGAUGGUCAUCCUCAAAUGGAUCUCAUAUACCUAUCAGAGGAACCUGCUCCAAAGGUGGGAGAGCCCAUCACAUGUCAUCCUUUAGGAUUGGGCAAGGCAGUCCAAUCAAUUACACCUGCCCAUGUAACAAGCCUACGAUUAGAGGUCUUUUCCCAAGGAAAGAUUAUGCAUCCUCUGAGCAGUGCCUAUGAGAGUCGAGUACAUGCACAGACCUCCGUUCAGGCCUUGAAUGUGCAGCACAAAAAACUAGAGGGACCAGAGUCUUACACAGUGGCCGUGUCAGAGAGAAUUCAUUCUCUCGUAUCUGACAUUAGAAAAGGAAACAACUAAGAAAGCGAUUUCCUGUUAUUAUUAUUAUUUCCUGAGAAAAUGGAUGGAUAGCUGGAAAUCACACUUUAUUUCAUAUGACUUAUAUAUCCUUUAUAAAUUGAGUUUUUGGUCAGUAUGAUUAAAUUACAAUAACAUGAGAACAUUUAAAACACUGAAAUAAAAGCUUAAUAAACAUUUUUUUUAUUACAAAGCCACAUAGGUUUUAGUCAACAUGUUCAUUUUUGUGGACAAGUUCACAAAUAGUCAACUUUAUUAAUAUCAUGCCGCUGCUUUAGUGUAAAUACUGAGGUUUUAACGAACUAACUGUGAAGUUACUGGAAUACUUGAAUCUUUACAUUAUGUAUUACAUUACAGAAUCUUUAUAUUUACCUACAGCCAUUAAGGAACACACUACUUGUCUGCAGUCUAUCAACAAAUUUCUUUUGCUAGUUAGUUAAACUGAAAUUGCCACCUGCUGGUCUUUCUAGUACAUAAACGCUGCUAAUCAUCAGUACAUUACAUUCCUCCCAAGACCCAAACUAUUUCAGCCUUCUUAUUUAAUAUGGUUAUUAUGGCAAUGUGUACAAGAAUUUCCUUUGUUUAUCUAACAAAAAUGCAUUUCUCGGACUCUUUUUACAAAGUCUGUCAAAUAACAUGGUCUAGAGACAGCUCUUUGUGGGUGUCUUUCAUGUUGCAUCAUUUCUGGUAACCCUUUGGGUGUGCUCAGGGGCUCAUAGUGAUAGUCUCUGAUGGUUCAUUAGGCAAAACACUUCAAUCAUUGAUUCAUUCAGUUUCCUGUUGUCUUGUCUAGCCAGAAUCUGUUCAAUUUGUCUAUGUGUUGUACUACCUAUAUCUACUAACAACAGUGGUAUAGUGCAAUGUGGACUUUGUACACCAUUCCACUCCACUCCAGUGUGAUCUAACUAUGACCGAGGAUUCUCCAUUAAAAAACUUCUCCCUGAAGCAAAAACGUU